Molecule: messenger RNA, 1656 nt
Organism: Pseudozyma flocculosa PF-1
Lineage: Eukaryota; Fungi; Basidiomycota; Ustilaginomycetes; Ustilaginales; Ustilaginaceae
Exons: 1
Coding region: 1-1656 (551 amino acids)
Biological process (GO): NAD-cap decapping; nuclear-transcribed mRNA catabolic process
Cellular component (GO): cytosol; nucleus
Molecular function (GO): mRNA 5'-diphosphatase activity
Source: RefSeq, a predicted model, not a curated record
AUGUCGGCCCCAGCGAUCCCUUCAACCACCGACACUGGCCUGCCCACUGAACCCAAGCAAGAUGGCACAAAAGACGUCCUCGGAAAGCGUCUCCGUGCCUCCUCACCCCUCGAGCAUCCACAACAGCCCCAUCCGCAGCAACACAAAUCGCAGCGCACAGACGACCCUCCCCCGGCCCUCUCUCGCCUGCCACAUCCGCUUUCCACCUCGUCCCGCUCGCCCUUCACCGCUUUCCCCGCCUUCCAGCAGCCGCAGCGCAUCUGCACCUUCUCAUACGAUCAAGACCGCAACCUCCACCACGACGACCGCUGCAAGCGUUACUACCGCGGCCCACCCCUGCCUGCCGCGUCCAAUGGCAGCAGGCACCCGGCAUCCGGCCCUCGCGGCGCAGACCUCAACUAUGGCUUCGAGCGCUUCAAGCAGAGGGACGAGAGCGUAAACGAGCACCUCGAUGGCCUCCUCGACUCACUUCGUCACCGCACCCUCGCCGCCCCCUCGGGCAAGGCGCGCGACGACGUCGACCUGACCCGCCAAAAGGCCGACGUCGUCACCUGGCGCGGCAUCGCCACCAAGCUCUGCACCGCCUGGGACCAGCUCCAGCCCGCACCGGGUGCGCGCGUAGAGGGCUUCGAGCUCAACGCCAUGCUCGUCGACGGUACCCUGUAUCUCGAAGAGCACUCGUCGCCCGCAAAGAGGCUCGACAAGGCGCAAAAGGAGGCAGACCAGAGGCUCCGCCGCUUCGGAUACUACGGCUACAGCUUCGAGAGCUGGUCGACGGUCGAGCACCCGCACAACUGCCACCGGCCCGCGCUCCUCGAGCAUCCGACGAGGCAAACGGCAUCCGAUCCCCGUUCGGACUCUGCGCCACACCCGCCAGGAUGGGGCGGCGACGUCAAUACCAACCAGCAGUGGUGCUACAUCGUAAAGACCCGCUUGGGCCAGAAUCGGCUCAUCCUCGGGGGCGAAGUCGACUGCGUUCAUCCACCGCCACCGUCGGCGUCGUCGUCGCCGUCAUCGUCGUUGUCCAGCGGCACCGCGAGCGACUCGCUCGUCGAGCUCAAGACCUCGAUGCAGAUCCGACCGGGCAACCAGAGGGACGUCGACCUGUUCGAGGCCAAGCUGCUCAAGUUCUACAUGCAGUCGUUCCUGCUGGGCGUGCGCACCCUCGUCGUGGGCUUCCGCGACACUAGGGGCCACCUCGUCACCACGCAGACCUUUGACACGCUCUCGCUCCCCAAAAUGGUCCGGGCCGGUACGCCCCUCGACGGCGGCGGCGGCGGCGGUGGCGACGGCAGGGUGAGGCACAAGAGCGUAUGGGAUCCCAAGGAUUCAGUGGCGUUUGGAGAGCGCAUCAUCGACUGGAUCAGGGACGUGGUGGGCGCCGAGACCAGGCGGAUAUGCGGGGGCGCAGGCGAGGGCGAGGGCGAGGGCGAGCUCGGCAAUGGCGUAUCGAGGACCACCGAGGACGCCGUCAAGUCGUACCCCGUCUUCAGGAUCUGCUACCAGGCGCCGUUCCACGAGCUCACCGUCAGGGCGCUGCAGGACCACGAGGUCGAGAGCGAGAUCAAAGAGGUGGGCCAGGCCGAUCAGCGCGUGGGUUUCCUCCCGCGCAGCUACUACGACUUUGUCGUCGAGAUGGCACAACGGCGAGCAUGA